AGUCAGCAGUGCAAGUGAACAUUAUAGUAUUGCAAAUACUUUGCAGCUUAAAGCGGGACCCCAGCUCUGUAAGUUGGCCUUGGUUCUGAUCCGCUGUCCGAUUGGUCUGCAGGUGAAGCUCUGGGUCGAGCCGUUUCAAAGGGCGGUUGUGUGUUUGAGGAAGGAGUCGUCCCUGCGAUGCUCUGACACCAUCAACCUUAGUGAGAGGCAGAGCCGAGCCACUGUCGUUCUGAACGUCUCUGAGAUGGAGCUGCUGCCCUCGCUGCUGUCCUCCCUGAAGUCCAAGGAUCCCGCUACUCUGGACCAGGAGUACAGUGUGGUGCGUUCACAGUCCCUCGCGUUAAAGAAAGAACAUGGCUUGACCACAGAGGCCGGAUCCUUGAAGGAGAACAUCAAGAAGAACCGAUAUAAAGACAUCCUGCCAUAUGAUCAGACUCGGGUGGUGCUGUCUCUGAAGACCUCAGGAUCUCAGUCUGAUUACAUCAACGCCAGCUUCAUCCAGGGGGCGUCAGGUGACCGCAAAUACAUCGCCUCUCAGGCGCCUCUCAGCUCCACUGUGACUGACUUCUGGAGGAUGAUCUGGCAGCACCAAACCAAGGUGAUAAUCAUGGCCUGCAGGGAGAUCGAGAUGGGGAAGAAAAAGUGUGAGUCCUACUGGGCAGCUCCUCAUCAGUCUGCAGCAUUUGGACCUUUUACUGUAACUUCUGAGGCGGAGUCCCGACCCAAUGAGGACGUUGUGGUCAGAACUCUGACUGUCAGCUAUCAGCAGGACGUCCGUUCAGUGGUUCAGUUCCAAUACUUAUCCUGGCCGGACCACGACGUCCCCUAUGAGAACGCAGGCGUUCUGGACCUGCUGGAGCGAGCAAGGAGCAGCCGAGGAGGUGAUACCGCCCCUGUUCUGGUCCACUGCAGUGCGGGCUGUGGGAGGACAGGAGUCAUCUGUGCUCUCGACUACAUCUAUGACCUUCUGGUUACCAAGCGGAUCUCCCAAGACUUCAGCAUCCUGAGCAUUGUCCUGGAACUCCGCAGACAAAGACCCUCUGCUGUGCAGACCAAAGAUCAAUAUCGCUUCAUCUUCACCGCAGUCGCCAGCAUGUUUGAACGCUUCCUGCAGACAUCUGAUGACGGUCUCUACUGCAACCUGUCUGAGGUGACAAAAACAGAGAAGAGAACCUCGGCAGCAGCUUCAUCGUCCAUCAACAGGUUAUCAAAGCCUACCAUGAAUGACACGUACGCUGUUGUCAACAAGCCCAAGCAACCCCACAGAACCACAUCAGAACCCGCCUACUGUCCUGUGGUGACACCACGGGCCAAACCUGGAAGCAGGACGCUGCCUUCAUCCCAUCACUAUGACAACGAUUGCAAAGGAGCAUCUUCGGCGCCCAUCUACAGCACGGUGAAACCCAAAGAGAAGCCUCGCUCCCUGCCGCCGUCGGCCUCACCCAUAUACGACAUCGCCACCCCAGCCAGUCAGUCCAUAGAGGGCUCAGACUAUCACCUGGUGUCAGCUGAUGAUCUGUCAGCAGGUGAUCCCGACUAUGAAGACGUUUCCUCUCCUGCGUCAGACUCCAGCAGUUUCUUUGCACCUGGCAGCAUCGGUUUUAACUGCCGCAUCCAGAAGCCCAAAGGACCCAGAGACCCUCCGGCUGAGUGGGGACGCCUGGAGCGCUGAACUAAAGACCGGGUUCACAUUGGACCAUCAGACUGGACUGAAUCAGUUCUCC
Cyprinodon tularosa is the source of this 1724-nucleotide messenger RNA. RefSeq names its product protein tyrosine phosphatase non-receptor type 18 (gene ptpn18). The coding region runs from base 245 to 1672 and encodes 475 amino acids. The transcript is spliced from 17 exons. NCBI's taxonomy places the organism in Eukaryota, Metazoa, Chordata, Actinopteri, Cyprinodontiformes, Cyprinodontidae. Gene Ontology annotation, molecular function: non-membrane spanning protein tyrosine phosphatase activity. Gene Ontology annotation, biological process: peptidyl-tyrosine dephosphorylation. Gene Ontology annotation, cellular component: cytoplasm; nucleus. The record is from RefSeq and is a predicted model, not a curated record.